AUGUCAGACCUCGAACAACACGACUUCAGUAACAAUAACAACAAUAACCAAGAUGCAGGUGACUCCGCUGCUCCAGCUACCCUCUCACCAACCACAGGCGAAGAAGCAACCAGCGCAGGAGAUGAAGUUGUUAAAAGCAAUUCAGAACAACCAAAAGAAGAAAAACUGGAAGAUGCCAAGAACCGUAUUAAUAUAAGGGUAAGUGAUGGAAAUGGUGAAGUUUACUUUAAGGUUAAACGAUCUACGCCAAUGAAGAAGAUUAUAGAAGCAUUUUGCAAAAAACAAUCGAGAGAUGAAAGUUCAUUGCGGUUUUUAUUUGAUGGUACGAGAAUUGAUCCUAAACACACGCCUGAUGAUUUGGAUAUGGAGGAUAAUGAUCUUAUUGAAGCCCAUCGUUCCCAACAGGGUGGAUGUGCUUAG
Lodderomyces margitis is the source of this 420-nucleotide messenger RNA. RefSeq names its product SUMO family protein (gene SMT3). Gene Ontology annotation, cellular component: nucleus. The transcript has a single exon. Gene Ontology annotation, biological process: protein sumoylation. The coding region runs from base 1 to 420 and encodes 139 amino acids. Gene Ontology annotation, molecular function: ubiquitin-like protein ligase binding; protein tag activity. Lineage: Eukaryota; Fungi; Ascomycota; Pichiomycetes; Serinales; Debaryomycetaceae. The record is from RefSeq and is a predicted model, not a curated record.